Pseudonaja textilis is the source of this 2676-nucleotide messenger RNA. Lineage: Eukaryota; Metazoa; Chordata; Lepidosauria; Squamata; Elapidae. The record is from RefSeq and is a predicted model, not a curated record.
UCUUGGGAGCAGCUGCCAGAAUAAGCUGAUGGCCAGGAAACGCUGCCUUUCCUCAUUGGAAAUAAAAUUGGAGACCCUUAACUUGAAUCUUUGUGGCCUUGCAGCCUCCAAAAAGAGCAGGGAAAAGAAGCCCUUUUCACACAUGCUCUGCCUCAUCUGAUCUCUCUCAUCUUCCACUGAGUUUUCCUAGGCACAACUAUGCUUUGGUCCCUGUUGGACUUCAUCCUGCAGGUUUCUUCCCUUUUGUCUUGUUAAGAUGUUUUUCAAAAACGAUUCAAUCUUCAUUCUUUUGCAUCCUCAACAAAUAAUCCUAUUUUCUCUUCCCUCUUCCAGAUCAUUUGCAGAUUCUGUCCAGUAUCACUGCUGGCAUCUGGGCCUUCUUCGUUUCUCUUUGCCGGAAACCAGUGAGGCUGUGGCCGUGAACGUCACAGAGGAGAAAGGGGGCAUUUUCUUGGAUUGGGAUCCCCCAACCUUUGGCCAGGACUCCGUUCCAGAGAAUUUGGAAAUCAUGUCCUGGAUAGAGAAGCAGCUUCCUGCACAAAUUGGUUAAGGAGAACCCGAAUCGUUCAGCACUGAGGGUCAUCCCUGGCCUUGACCCAGAGGGAUAACAAUUGACCCAGAGACCUCUUUGUUGCAACUUUAAAGCGGAUAGAAGAUUGUCACCAAAGAUUUCCCUGCAAGCCAGCUAUCAACAGAUAAUAGAAAAUCAGCACAAGGCAGCAGCCAAAGGAAAACAUGAAACGUAGGAAACGCUUGGAUCCCCAGUCUGACACAACCAGCACCCCGAAAAACCACCAAAAAUCCCAUGAAUGUUCAGAGUGUGGGAAAUCCUUUGCUCGCAGGUCCCUCCUUUUGACCCACAGGAAGGUCCAUGUGGGAGAUGGAUCCAGCCAAGGUUUGGAGGGUGAGAAAUCCAACUCUGGAAAUGAAGCAAAAGGUCUCAGAAGCUCCACCAGACUAAAACCCUAUAAAUGUGAGGAUUGUGACAUACGGUUUGGUCAAAAGUCAGACCUUCUUACACAUCAGAAAAUCCACACUGGAGAGAAACCUUAUCAAUGUCUGGAAUGUGGGAAAUUUUUCGGUAGAAACGGCACUCUCAGAAUCCACAAGAGGAUCCACACAGGGGAGAAACCCUACAAGUGUUGGCAGUGUGGGAAGUGCUUUUCUCAGAACUCAAGUCUUUGGAUCCAUGAGAAGAUUCAUGUGGGAAUAAAAUCUUACAAAUGCUUUGAGUGUGGAAAAUGUUUCAUCCAGAGUUCCUCUCUUCGGAGUCAUCAGAAAACGCACAGAGGGGAGAAAAACGAAAAGUGCCUCGAAUGUGGGAAAUGUUUUUCCAGGAAAUCAACCCUGGUAGUACAUCAGAAAGUCCACACCGGAGAGAGGCCCUAUGAGUGCCCAGAAUGUGAGAAACGAUUUGUGUAUUCUUACGAACUGCAGAGUCACCAAAAUUGGCACAAAGGGGACCUACCCCAUAAAUGUGGGGAGUGUGGGAAAAGUUUUCUUACGCCAACCCAUGUUCAGAUUCAUCAGAGAAUCCACACGGGGGAGAAGCCCUACAAAUGUGAGGAGUGUGGGAAAUGCUUUUCCCAAAAACAACAUCUUGGACGCCAUCAAAGGUUCCACACAGGAGAGAAGCCAUACAAAUGCGUAGAAUGUGGAAAAUGCUUUGGAGACAAGAGAGGCCUUUGGAGCCAUCAUAAAACCCACACAGGGGAGAAGCCACAUCAAUGCAAUGACUGUGGAAGAUUUUAUAGUACCUCAUCAGCCCUUAGAACUCAUGUGAAAAUUCACACAGGGGAAAAAGAUUACAAAUGUUUGGACUGUGGGAGAGCAUUUGCUUAUUCUUCUUGCCUUAGAAGUCACAGCCGAAUCCAUACAGGAGAGAAACCUCACAAAUGCGCAGAGUGCGAUAAAUGUUUUGCUCGGAAAGAUACACUUGUGAUGCAUCAGCGAAUCCACACUGGAGAGAAACCAUAUAAAUGCCUGGAGUGUGGGAAAUGUUUCGCCCAUCCUUCAACCUUUCGCAUGCACACGCAAAACCACACAGGAGAACAGCCUUACAAAUGCACAGAGUGUGAGAAACCUUUUCCUAGUAAAUCAAAGCUAAGAAGGCACCAGAAAGUCCAUAGCAGAGAUAAAUCUUUUCAGCUGUGAACAACGUUGGGAACCCUUUUUUCCCCAACAGUCACAAGAGGGUGUAAAUUGUGGUGGGUGAGAAUAUGUAACUCGCAAAGCUGCAUUAGUAACUUCCCAGAGUGAUUACAUAAAAAGUUAUAAGUAUUUGGGGAGUAGAUAUAAUGUUUUGCAGAGCACAGGAAUUCUUUGACCUAUGACCACAACUUGGAAUGGAUUUCUGGUCAUAAGUUCAUGACCAGUCAUAAGUCAAGGAACCAGGUAUUUCAUUUCAUUUUUUCUUCAUUUUUACUAGAUUUUGUUGAACAAUGAGGAGAACUGAAAAGUUAGGAGAAAAUGGGGUGAAGAGUGGAAUGAAGAUCCGUCUGGUUGUUUAAUUAGUGAUAAAAGUUUUGAUGUUGAAUCUGCUGGCUGAGGAUGAGGAGGGAAAGUUUCUUUUUCCUAUUAUCUUUUUUGGGAGGGAUUCCCCCCCUUUUUUUCAUUGUCUUUUUCAUACAUUCACAUUAUUUGUACUAACUUUCUCUCUAUGCAUAUAAUCCUUAA